Messenger RNA from Andrographis paniculata, 2258 nucleotides. RefSeq lists its product as uncharacterized. The coding region runs from base 25 to 465 and encodes 146 amino acids. The record is from RefSeq and is a predicted model, not a curated record. Lineage: Eukaryota; Viridiplantae; Streptophyta; Magnoliopsida; Lamiales; Acanthaceae. The transcript has 2 exons.
AUUUAUGCAGAGGGCAUUGUGGCUAUGGAGAGGAGGAGGAGGACGCCGAUCAGCGGCGCUGUGGCGGUGAUUCUGGUGGCUUCGAUCAUCCUGUCAAACUGUGCGGCUGUGAAUGCACAGAGAUACACCUGCUGGGGAGGAUGCUACAAUAACUGCUUUCUGAGGAGCAACAAAACCCGACCGGAGAUGUUAUCUUGCUAUUACCAGUGCCUCAACAAAUGCGUCCCCCGCUCGCCUGCAGAUUACCAGUACUACUGCCGGAUUGGAUGCUCGCUCGAGCUCUGCGCUCCGGCAGCCAAUGGUAUGGUGCAAGACUGGAGAGAUGCUUUGGCAGUUGCAACAACCUCUGCAAGUCUUGAAAGAAUGAAUACACAGCCAACAGUUGCUGUUAAUUGCAAAUUCAGGGUAUGUAUAUCUCUAUAUGUUUAUGUAUUUCUUUCUUGCAUUCUCUUUUGUGCUCUAUAACGACAAGAGUUUUUUUAACAUCAACAAAAAGCUAAAAGCUUCUUUAUGCCACAUACCAUACAAUUGAUAAAACUCUGCACCCUCUAAGUGUUGCUACUAAACCACAAAGAUGACCAAGAUUGACCUCUCCCAACUCUCCUCAUCCUCACCAGCAAAUACACAACCAUCCCACAUAGAAACCCGAGCGCCGCGCUCGAUCCCACGAGCGAAACCGCAGCGCAGAUCAACAUCACAAAUGAUUCCUCCUUCGAAUUCAUAUCCCGGGAACACAUCGCCAACUCAAUCCCGGCGAACAGCAGCAGAACUCCUAAAACCCCAACCGGAAACUGAUCCAAUAUCCUCACCAAAGAGCUCCCUAACACCAACCCCAACACUAACUUCGCCACCCCGAGCAUCGCCACACACCCUCCCGUCCUCCCCCCAAACUUGUACUGCCCUGCCAGCCCGCCCGCCCCGUGGCAGCUCGGCAUUGCCCCGAACCAACACCCUAUGAGGUUCAUCAGCCCCACGGUGAUCGAAACCGAUGUUGCCGACACAUCCUUGUCGGGAAAAAGAUCGGUCGACAGCUUACAAACUGCUAUAACAGAGUUCAAAAUUGACAGGGGAAGCUGAGGGAUUGUCCCCUUGAUAAACCCCUCCUUCCAUGAAUCCUUCGAAAUCUUUACUACCGAUAUCGGCGACGGCCCGAUUCGGAACCCCUUAACGGCCCCCGGCCCCCUUACAAAAGCCAAUACCACACCUAACAAGAACACAAUGAACGCCGAUGGAAGCGAUGCAAUCGCAGCCCUCCAUCUCCCCCACUUAUCCGCCUCAUCCGUCCGAUCCCCGCCGUCCAUUUCACAGUCAAUCUCACCCCCACCCUCUCCGGCGGGGCUUUCGACGCCGGCGCCGGCGCCGUUCACAAUCAUAAUAAAACCGGCGCAAACCAGGGCCAGAAUCAGGCCAUCCAAUCCCAGCCAUGGCCGCUCUCCGGCGGCCUUGGACUUGCCGAAGCUCUGCAGUUCUCUAAUAUACUUAACGGCGGUCAUGGCGAAGGACAGCCCCUGCGCCAGCUGGAUCCCCCGGACGACGGCGAUCGGAAUCAGCCGGUAGGCUAGGCGCAUCAACCCCGUCGCGCCGAGGACGAAGAGUAUCCCGCCGGUGCAGAUCCCGGCGGCCAUGACCUCCGGGACCUCGAAGGCCGGGUUCGAAAUGGCGACGGCGGCGAUCGACUUCAUCGGCUGGACCGGCAUCGGGACGCCGUAGAUUGCUCCGGUGACGAAAUUGUAGACGCCGGUGAAUAUGAGGGUGGUCCCGAGGUCCAGGUUCUUUGCUAGGGUUAUGGCGAGGACGAUCGGAAUGUAGGUCCCGAGAUCCCCCAUGGCGCCGUUUAGCUCCCCCCAUUUGGACCCGAGCGCCAGAUUCUGCUUCGCUUUCUGCACCGCCGCCAACGGGCUGCUCCGGCUACGACUCGCCGGCGGCGGCGGCGCGGUUUCUUCCAUUUUUGUGGUUGAAGGAAUUUGAUUGAGGAGAGAGAGGAGUGAUGAUAAUGAAUUUAUAGAAGUGAAAAGAGUGAGAAAUAGAAUAUGGCUCUGGGAUUGGCGAAGGGACGGCGACGGAAUUUGAAGAGGCGGUCGCCGGUAAAUGUAAGGAGAUUCUCCAUCAUAUUAGAGGUAGAAAUUAAUUUCAAUAUAUAUGCUGAUUCCAUUUGCAAAUCAUCCCAUCUGAAACUAUACAUGGUAGGUAUGUUAUUGCGUGUAUCUAUCACAACGUGUUUGUUUGUGAGAGUAUUAGAAUUACGCUUUUUAUGGUCA